Messenger RNA from Rhinopithecus roxellana (golden snub-nosed monkey), 3721 nucleotides. It is a transcript of the gene FRRS1, whose product is annotated as ferric chelate reductase 1. Lineage: Eukaryota; Metazoa; Chordata; Mammalia; Primates; Cercopithecidae. Gene Ontology annotation, molecular function: oxidoreductase activity, acting on metal ions. The transcript is spliced from 18 exons. Bases 224 to 2002 code for a protein of 592 amino acids. The record is from RefSeq and is a predicted model, not a curated record.
GUGCAUACACAUUCAGGAUUGUUAUGUCUUCUUGGAGAACUGACCCUUUUAUUAUCAGGUUUUGAAUAUAUGCAUCAAGCAAAGUGGCUCAUCUGGACUACAAAAGGGUGGGACUGAGGUAAGGAAGUGGAAGAUUAAACGAUUUGCCCAAAGUCUCACGGUAAUUUGUAGAGCUGAGAUUGAAAUUCAGGUGAAACUUCACAUAUCACAUUCUUUUUAUCAGAUGGCAGUUUCUGGAUUUACUCUUGGUACCUGCAUACUUCUGUUGCACAUUAGUUAUGUGGCUAAUUAUCCCAAUGGAAAAGUAACACAGUCAUGCCAUGGAAUGAUUCCUGAACAUGGUCAUAGUCCACAGUCUGUUCCUGUUCAUGACAUUUCCGUGAGUCAGAUGACAUUCAGACCAGGAGAUCAGAUUGAAGUUACUUUGUCAGGGCAUCCAUUUAAAGGCUUUCUCCUAGAAGCGCGUAAUGCUGAGGAUCUGAAUGGCCCUCCUGUUGGCUCCUUCACGUUGAUUGACAGUGAAGUGUCACAACUUUUGACUUGUGAAGAUAUACAGGGAUCAGCUGUGAGUCACAGAAGUGCAUCUAAAAAAACAGAAGUUAAAGUCUACUGGAAUGCUCCAAGCGGUGCUCCAAAUCACACACAGUUUCUAGUCACAGUUGUUGAGAAGUACAAAGUCUACUGGGUGAAGAUUCCUGGUCCUAUAAUUUCACAACCAAACGCAUUUCCUUUCACAACACCUAAAGCUACAAUAGUACCUUUGCCAACAUUACCUCCAGCUUCCCACUUAACCAAACCAUUCAGUGCCUCAGAUUGUGGGAACAAGAAGUUCUGUAUUAGGAGUCCUUUGAACUGUGACCCAGAGAAGGAGGCUUCCUGUGUCUUCUUAUCCUUCACAAGAGAUGACCAAUCGGUGAUGGUUGAAAUGAGUGGCCCCAGUAAAGGCUAUUUAUCCUUUGCAUUGUCUCAUGACCAAUGGAUGGGUGAUGAUGAUGCUUAUCUGUGUAUUCAAGAAGAUCAGACUGUGUACAUCCAGCCUUCCCAUUUAAUGGGGCGAAGUCACCCUGUAAUGGACUCCAGGGAUACCCUUGAGGAUAUGGCUUGGAGGUUGGCGGAUGGUGUUAUGCAGUGUUCUUUCAGAAGAAACAUUACCCUUCCUGGAGUUAAGAAUAGAUUUGAUCUAAACACAAGCUAUUACAUAUUUCUAGCAGAUGGUGCAGCUAAUGAUGGUCGAAUUUACAAGCACUCUCAGCAGCCUUUGAUUACCUAUGAAAAAUAUGAUGUGACAGACUCUCCAAAGAACAUAGGAGGAUCCCAUUCUGUACUCCUUCUGAAGGUUCAUGGUGCCUUAAUGUUUGUGGCAUGGAUGACUACUGUUAGCAUAGGUGUACUGGUUGCCCGGUUCUUCAAACCAGUUUGGUCAAAAGCUUUCUUCCUUGGUAAAGCAGCUUGGUUUCAGGUGCAUCGAAUGCUCAUGUUCACCACAACUGCCCUCACCUGCAUUGCUUUUGUUAUGCCAUUUAUAUACAGGGGAGGCUGGAGUAGGCAUGCAGGUUACCACCCAUACCUCGGCUGUAUAGUGAUGACUUUAGCAGUUCUUCAGCCUCUUCUGGCAGUCUUCAGGCCACCUUUACAUGACCCAAGAAGGCAAAUGUUUAACUGGACUCACUGGAGUAUGGGAACAGCUGCUAGAAUAAUAGGAGUGGCAGCGAUGUUCCUGGGAAUGGAUUUACCAGGACUGAAUCUUCCUGAUUCACGGAAAACCUAUGCAAUGAUUGGAUUUGUAGCCUGGCAUGUAGGGACUGAGAUUGUUCUGGAGGUACAUGCUUAUCGGCUCUCUCGCAAAGUUGAAAUACUGGACGAUGACAGAAUUCAGAUCCUUCAGUCAUUUACUGCAGCGGAAACAGAGGGUCAUGCUUUUAAAAAGGCAGUGUUGGCAAUUUAUGUCUGUGGAAAUGUUACUUUUCUCAUCGUAUUUUUAUCUGCAAUCAGCCAUCUAUGAGCAAGCAAAGACCUUGGCUUUUGCAGGCCAAGUGAUAAUUUUCAUCAAACCAAAGAAAGCUGAAGCCUGUCCUGACUGCCUGGAGCAUAUUUGUGAAUUCUCACUUGGAAGACUGAGGUCAUGUCUGUAGAGGAAUUCUGAAGUCCAGCCUUUAGAGACCAACAUUCAAGAGGGUCAUAUAGACUACAAAUUAAUGUCAUGCCCUAUAUGUAAUUCUGGGUCUUAAAGGAAAGAUUGUACUUCAGGAGAAGUAACUCUCAAAUAUUUCUUGCCAAGAUUUAAAGAAUGUUGGUAUUUAAGGAAAUAAAUAGUGAUUUGGAAAAACAACAGAUGUCACUAGGAUAAAAAAGAGAUAUAUUACGGUAAAUAUAUUUUGAACUACAAAGGUGCUGUGGUACUUUAAAGAAAAACUAUUUUUACUAGUUUAUCUGAAUUGUCUGUGGACUUUAUUUAGAAACUGUUUUUCAGUUUAGUUUUUUGGACAUAUCCUUUGCUCAGGGUAUUUCCUUACUUCUCUAGUAAAGGUGGAAAUAAGGCAGAUGCCAUUGUAGGUUUUACCAGUAUUUAAAUAUAUUAUGAAUUUCUUAGCAAUUAAAUGCAAGUAUGCAUCUUUUACUUAAAGGCCCUAUUUAUGUAUUCACCUACAGAGAUGAAAUAGCAUUUUAUGUGUUAAUUGUUUUGGCUAUAGAAUUUAAGUCCUUGUAGCAUUUCGGGAUUAUAGACUUGGAUUUCAAAAUGGAUAAAACUCACCCUUGUGAACAUAUCUAAUAGAUAUUCUGUUUACUUGUAGAAAUAAUAUAAUGUGUCUCUGUUUUGUUAGACAUUUUUGAUGCUCUACUGAAUCAGAAUAGGUCAGUGUUAUCUUCCUUAUUUCAAGAAUUCAUCUAUUUUAUGGCUACAUCUCAUAUGUGCUAUGAGGACUUCUAGCCAGUGGGUGGCGCUAUAAUACCGAAGUACUGUACUGCUUUGUCCGUUUUUCCUUGUGCUGAUUCCUUUUCAGUAUUUAGGUAACACUAUGGGAUGGCAUUUCCCUUAAAUUUCACCAGCUCUUCUUAGUCUACUUUUUUUGGGGUGGUUGGGGUAAUGGGUUAAAACGUUAAAUUAGUAACCACUGUUUAUUUUCCAGUUUGUUAGUUUUCUGUGAUUAUUUAUAACAAUUGUUUGAUACUUUUUUAUAGUCCCCUGACCCUGUAAUGAAUGAAUGCAGCUAUCUUAGGCAAAACAAAUAAAUGACCUGGGCAUUUUUAAAAUAAAAAAUUUAGGAAGUCAUACUUUAUUUCUUUAGGUAUUCUUUCUGAUUAUGUUAUAGUUACUGCUUGGUCCAAGAACCUAAUUUCUAUAUGGUGUGAAUAAUAGCCUCAGCUGUGUAGCCUACAUCUUUAUUUUAUUAUUAUUUUUCAAACAUUUUUCAUUAUUUCUUAUUUUUUAUAUCUUUAUUUUUUGAAUUUACUUAACCAACUUUCUACUAAUAGCCUACAUCUUUUACUGGGUAAAAUAAUGUGGAAGUUUAGUUUUUGUUUCUUUUAUAGGUGUUUAUCAUAAGUGGCUCAGGGCUUAGAUGUGAACUUUCUGUGUUCAUGUCCUAUAUGUGCUAUGCUACUUAUAAUCUAAGUUUUCCUUUUGAAUGUCUUUAUUAAAAAAAUUUAGUAUAGCAAAUUAAAUGUGUACUAAAGUUAUUUUCCUCCAGUUUUCUAUACUAACGAGCUUAAAUGUUAAUAA